AUGAAUGCUUUGCGGUCAGUGAUCAACACAACGGACGUAGAUCCAGCUUGUAGAGGAGCCUGUAAGAAGGCACUUGAAGCCAACGCCUGCGGUAUAGUCGAGCCGAACUUUGUACCAACGAGUGAAGAGCUUGCCAAACAAGUGGACGAGACAAAGUCGAAAUACGCUGACUUUGAAAAGCAAGAAGCGAAGUUGCGAGAAGAGCUAAAAUACGCCAAGGAACAGCAGAAGGAGCUGCAGUCAAUGCAGAAGAAAGAGCUAAAGAAACAGAAGAACAAUUUGGGCAAAAAGUGCACGAAAAUGAGGAGCUAG
Molecule: messenger RNA, 312 nt
Organism: Peronospora farinosa
Lineage: Eukaryota; Oomycota; Peronosporomycetes; Peronosporales; Peronosporaceae
Source: the annotation of a GenBank genome assembly